AUGGCGCAGCAUGCGCACCGUGCGCUGUGCCAGCGCGCCCUUGCGCGGUUCCUGGGCGCCAGCCGGGAGGAGGCGGAGGAGGCCUCGCUGCUCGCCCUGAGGGCUGCGGCCCUGGCGUGCAUAGACAGCCUGUGGGCCGACUUCCUGAAGGUGGAAAGGGGGAAGAUGUUCGCACAUGGCGCUGGCGGGAUACAUGCUGACAGGGAACUGCCUCGGGACCGACCACUCCCCCAACUCUACCAAGCAUGCCCCACCACACAGAACAUGGAGACCCUGGCCGCCGCCGCCAUGGUCCGCGCCUUCUCUCGCCGAGACCCCUGGGAUGAGUUCAAGCUAGAGACGUCUGCCCUCUUCAUGCUGCUGCUUCAAGAUUUCAGGCAGCAACUGGUGGUGGCUUCCUUCCACACCUUGGACUUAGGGGGAAUCCCAGUCCCGGCCGAGAGCACAGGAGCCACUUUGCAUGGCUAUUCUGAAAAGUCGAAUGACACAGUUCCGGACCAGGCCUUGCAGCCUUCCUGA
Auxenochlorella protothecoides is the source of this 519-nucleotide messenger RNA. RefSeq lists its product as hypothetical. The coding region runs from base 1 to 519 and encodes 172 amino acids. NCBI's taxonomy places the organism in Eukaryota, Viridiplantae, Chlorophyta, Trebouxiophyceae, Chlorellales, Chlorellaceae. The transcript has 2 exons. The record is from RefSeq and is a predicted model, not a curated record.